Molecule: messenger RNA, 746 nt
Organism: Gaeumannomyces tritici R3-111a-1
Lineage: Eukaryota; Fungi; Ascomycota; Sordariomycetes; Magnaporthales; Magnaporthaceae
Exons: 2
Coding region: 168-674 (168 amino acids)
Source: RefSeq, a predicted model, not a curated record
UGCUUCCGCUCGGUCACAGGCGGACCAACCUACUGGGAAGCUCGGGCGGCCACAGCAGAACCCGCAUCCGAAUUUCCCCGUUGCGGGGGCAAUCACGAGACGCUUCUUUCCGCUCUUCUGGGCUCGAUGCAGAAGUCUGAUGCGCCAUUUGCCUUCGCGUUGCAACCAUGUCUUUCUCAGCACCCUACUGGUCUGUUGUGACCUUUGUGGCAACCGGCUCCGCCAAAAGCUUGGUCGAGACGACGAGCAAGGACCAGAGCUCAGCGAACUUUGUAACUAAGCCUACUGGUACCGACGAGACACCUGGGAAGGGCGAGGCGACAGGCAAAGUCCCUGUCAAGUCAGACAGCAAGGGCAAGUCGGAGAGAAAGGAGGGAGCCCAAGAAGGCAAUGUGAUUGGCAAGCAGGGGGCUUCAGUCAAGCUCCCAUUGAACUCUGCUGCGAAGGAAAAAGCUACUCGCGAAGAGAAGACGCUAGGAAAGGAUCUCGCAGAGAAGAAUGGGAAGGCCCCAACAAAGCUCCCUGUGAACGUUUCAGCUAAGAGCAAGGCACCAGGGAAAGGCAAAACCUCCAGCAGCAGCAAGGGAGGCGGUCCCGUGGAGGUAGCCGGCAAAAAGGAAAAGAAGAAAAAGAAGAAGAAAAAGAAGAAAAAAGGAGGGGAAGGUAACGGGUGAUGACUCUGCCCCAGCCACAGAAGACGCCUGCCAGCCAUCCAGGCAAGAAGGAAAGUGAUGUGAGGCAACGAC